GACGGAAUAUUCUCCCACUAGAGUUUGCCCAUCGCAAUGAGCCCACAUACAAUCACAAUGGGCCUUACGGAAAGUAAAUUGGUGAUAGACGUCCUUUCCGAAGCGUACAAUGAAGCCAAGCGAUCUGGAAAUUCCAACGUCGAGGUAAAGCUCUCCAACGCGAAGUUCAUCAAAUCAGUCCAACAAUUAUGGGCUUAUAUUGCUACAGAAUCUACCGAUGGGACUCAGGGUGUGGAAGAUCAACUACCGGAAAAUGAUCGCGCAGGAGAAAGUUCAAAGACCGCAAGACUUACGCAGUCAAAGUAUGUUGUUCUCCCAGGAAUUAUGAAGAAAGUGUCUCGCUGGAAGGAGAUCCCUCUUUCUUUCUUUGAUGAAGAAGAGUCUCACCUUAGCUUGGCGGAGUACCCUCUUGCUAAAACCUACGAGUAUUUGAGAAAGCUUGUAAAGCGUUCUGCCCUGGAUAAAAUUCGGAAGAGGCUCUUGAGGAUACUUUUCAAUCGUCUGAGGGAAAGAUUAGGCGUGAACCGACUACUCCCCAGGCAUGUUGAGAACAUUGUGCAAAUAAUAUCCCGAUCCGGCGUUGUCAAAGAUUGUGACAGAAGAACUAUCAAGAAAUGGGUAGACGAAGGAAGUAGGAUUGACGCAUUAUGCCGAGACAUUGGAAGUAUCACUGGGACUGGGUACGCUCACCUCAGGAAUCUAUUUUACUUGAAUGAUAUCUCUGAUACGAGAAUGAUAAGAAUGCAUACAGAUGGCAAAGACCGCACCAAGGAGAUUCAGCAAAUCAAGUUAAACUUGGUUUACAAUAAUAAUGAAGCACUGCAGCUUGAAGAACUGGCAAAUUUGUUGAUGGAAGAAAUAUGGAAGCCGAUGGAAGAUUUGAUCCCUCAACUUCGCUCAGAAGUGCAGCAGACGCAGCAAAUCCCAAUCCUCCAAGUCCGAGGUGCCUAUUCUCUGGCUCAAGACACUCAAAUCCCAACCUCUUUCAGGGAUAUACAAGAAUACAGUCUCGAAGAUUCUGAUGCGUCAGUCUCUUCAACGCAAGGUGCACACCAAAUUACUUGCCAUGGUACUUCCAACUAUGGGGACUUUCACUCCGGAACUCGUCAAAGCGGGUGCGGAGAUAGACUUAUUCUAGACCAAGAUGGGAAUAAUAUUAUCACGGGUACUUCUGGUUUCAUUGCGGGGUUCUUUGAUUCAUUAGACGUCGCAGAUGUCGCAGAUACGGAUUGUGAGGGAAGUUUGGUCCCGAGCAUUGCUGAUGCUGGACUAAUACCGCCACUGUCCUACCCCGGGGCCACAUCAAGUGAGCUUGAUACAUAUUGGUGUACUAAUAUGGCGAUGGAUGAUAUUUGA
This is a messenger RNA of Penicillium cataractarum, 1356 nucleotides long. RefSeq lists its product as uncharacterized. The record is from RefSeq and is a predicted model, not a curated record. The coding region runs from base 37 to 1356 and encodes 439 amino acids. The transcript has 4 exons. Lineage: Eukaryota; Fungi; Ascomycota; Eurotiomycetes; Eurotiales; Aspergillaceae.